AUGUUUAAUUGUGGUUUGAAAGACGUUGGGGCUAUGGGGUACAAGUUCACGUGGCAUCGAGGCAGGAAUGAGGUUGGGCGUAUUGAAGAGAGACUUGAUCGGGCGUUGUGCUCAACUGAGUGGAUUGAGCUGUUUCCUGAUGCAAUUGUGGAGAAUAAUGCUUCGGGCCCUACAAUUAAACAAUUCAGAUUCAGUAAUGUUUGGUUAGCAAAGAAAAAGUGCGUGGAAGUUGUAGACUCGGCUUGGAGCAGUAAUCCAGUGAGAAAUAUUGCUGAUAAACUUGUAGGAGUGAAGGAGGCGCUGAUGUAUUGGGGUUGUAAGCAAGGUCCGAAUUUUAAAAACCGUAUUGAGGGGUUGAGAAAACAAAUGAGUUCGCUGCAACAAUUCACUGAUAAUAGCAGGUUGAUGGAAUAUAAUAACUUGUUUCAAGAAUAUCAGGACCUGUUGAAGGAAGAAGAGACAUAUUGA
This is a messenger RNA of Mercurialis annua (annual mercury), 468 nucleotides long. RefSeq lists its product as uncharacterized. NCBI's taxonomy places the organism in Eukaryota, Viridiplantae, Streptophyta, Magnoliopsida, Malpighiales, Euphorbiaceae. The record is from RefSeq and is a predicted model, not a curated record. Bases 1 to 468 code for a protein of 155 amino acids. The transcript has 2 exons.